UUUGGAGGCCGUACUGAGAGCCGAGCUGCACUUUGGAUCACGAAGGAAGUGACGGAUCUCGGUGAGCGUGCGAGAGGAAUGAAAAAGUGAGGGAGCUAGAAAAACAGAAAGUAGCGCUGAAUGUAACGCUGAAGCUCAGCAUGUUGAGUGGAAGUGAGUGUUGUGUCUUAGUGCGAGCCUUCAGCAGCAGCUCACUCAGCUCUCUCCUCUAAUCUCAGCAAGGUCUCUCUCUCUCUCUCUCUCUCUCUCUCUCUCUCUCUCUCUCUCUCUCUCUCUCUCUCUCUCUCUCACCAACUUAGCGGAGUUUCAGCACUGCGCUCUGUAGCCGUUUAGAGAAUGACGGCUCCUUCACCUCAGUCUGCCCAGAGAACAUGGACGGAGAAGUGAGGAAGACAGGGCGGUUCUGAGAUAUGCCAGCGAGGUGUUUGUGUCAGGACUUUGGUGGAAUGAGCCGAACUGUACUAGCACCACUGUUUCCCCUCAGGACCUCCAGGAGGAUUAUGUGUCUUCUGUGUGAAGCCUUCUGCUGCUAUUGAAGCUUCUGGAAGCCCGUUUCUGCCCGGUCUGGUAUGUUGGUGUCACCUGGACCUCCUCUGCUGCUGCUCUGUGCCCUCCUCACCCUCCUCACCCUCACACGGUGCUCAGAGCUGAAGGUGCGAGUCCGCUUGGCUGAUGGACACAUCACAGAAGAGGUGCUGGAAGCGGACAGCGAGCAGGACUCCAUCACUCUGGAGUUCAAGCAGGCUGAUGGGACGCUCAUAACCUUUGUGGCUGACUUUAAGCAGGAUGUGAAGAUAUUCCGGGCAUUAAUCCUGGGUGAACUGGAAAGAGGACAGAGUCAAUACCAGGCCCUGUGCUUCAUCACUCGCCUCAACCACAAUGAGAUCAUCCCCAGCGAAUCCAUGGCCAGACUCCGACAGAAAAACCCGCACACCAUCCGAGCGGCGGAGGAAAAGAGGGCGACAGAGGCGGUGAGCAUGAACGUGGCUGUGAACUUGACACGGGCGUGGCAGCUGAGCACCCACCUCUACAACACGUGCAGCAUGGCCCACGAAGCUGUGUACACGCGUGAGGCUGAUGUGCGCCAUUGGCUGGACACAGGUGUGGAGGGCUCCAUGUUUGAGAUCCUGCCGCAGGGUGUGGAGGUUCCUGACCUGCAGAGCUGUCGCUCAGUGAAGGAUCUGUGGCAGCCGUGCUCCUGCAGCUACAGCCUGAGACUGGAGUGGUACCCCUGCCUGCUCAAAUACUGCCGUAACCGCGACGCCGUGGGCCGCGGCACUCCCUACAAGUGCGGCAUUAAAAGCUGCAGCAAAGGCUACAACUUCACCUACUAUACCCCUCACAAACACCUCUGCCUGUGGGAAGAAGAGACCUAGCAUUGAUGGGCUCUAUAUCUACAGCCAGGACAAUGCUUAUUUUAACAUUUCUUUCCCUUGAAAUCCUCUUAUUUAUGAUCAGGCCUCUGGAUUUCGGUUUAGCCCUGGGCCGUUUAAGAUGGGGCCGCUGAGAUUAUAUGUGGCUCCUAAAGUCUGAUGCCUUGAGUUCGAGAUAAGAUGAGGAGCAGCUUUGUCUCUGUGCAAACGGUGCCGUUCAUGUGUCCCUCCAGUACAGUUGUGCUUUUCUGGAAAUCUUUAGACCUUUUCCCGUUAAUUAGCUCUUCGAGUCACAUUAGAACUGGAUGAGCAUCUACAGAACCAACACAAACUGUUCUGUAGACCAAAACAGACUGGGAUGAGAUAACUGUGAAUCAGUCAAUAAUAAUGCAACAAGCUAGAAUCUGCCGAUUAGCUGGAUCAUGUUCAGUCAGGUUGCCGAGCUAUUUUUUUUUUUCUGAACCUGGUGUUAUUUAUUGUUUUGCUGUGGGAAAUUACUGAAGAAACUAAUGCACAUGUUUGGAAAGAAACCCGUUUCUUAUUUUCGUUGGAACACUUUGUUGCCUUGUGACAUUGUAAUCAGAUGACACUUGAGAGCGCUCUCACGUUUUGUGGAUGUUAUGGAUUCACACCAUUUUGAGAUUUUUGUUGGGGUUUUUCCCAGGUUUUGAGAUUUUUGUUGCUAAUGUUUUUGGUGCCAGCUGAAAUUCACACUUCAUCAGAUCGUUAAGUAUCUGUCCAUCACUCACAAUGAGCAGAGGGCAUUUGUCAUCACAGUCACAGAUGGUAUAUGUCCAUCUUUGCAGAUCUGUGGGCCUUUUGUUAAGUUUUUAGGGGCAUUUCAUCAGUAUUUUGCCUUUGUAGUUUAUAUAUAAGCAGCACAGAUUAAGGAUUUUUUUUCCAUCAGGGAUGUAAGCAUCUAUUUUAAGCCUUAUGAAAAACCAAAAUAAUGUCUGCAGUGCUGUGUUUUUAGUAAAACAAUACGGCAAUAUUACCGCAACAGUUGGAAGUCUUUAUCAAAUUGCACCCAACACUGCCAUCUCCUGGUUACACAGAAAAAUACUGCUAAGACUCAGACUCCGUACAGUUUAAAGGGCCCAUGUCCUACAUUUCUCUUGUGUUUUAUAUUUUAUCCUGAAUUCCUUUUAGAACAUUUGUGUUGUUUUUAUGAGCCAAAAACAGUCAUUAUUCAUUUUUUACAUGAGAAUUUCCCCAACCUCUUUAUCUCUACGAAUUAAUCAUGAUGGUUUUCUUACUGUGCCUUUAAGACUGAUGUAUGUAAAUGGACUCUGUUCUGAUUGGCUGCCCUGUUUUGUGCCUCCAAGCGGAAACACUUUCUAGAACUUAAGCAUUAAUGAGAGGAUAAACUGUUGUAGGCUGAACGGGUGGCUAUAUGUGAACACGUCAGAUUUUGUGACAUCACAAACACAGUGAUUCAGAAUGGGUUGUUUUUGCAGGUUAGUUUCCAUAAACUGUAUGGACUGUUAAGACUGAAAAGUGAACAGAACAUUUUGAGACUUUAACAGUGUUAAUAACAUUGUUAACCCUAUAAAAUCUGUGUUUCCAAUAUAUGGGCCCUUCAGCUGAAAACCGCCAAUCAGAACUAAUGAAAUUAAUAACUGUACCUCAAGCUUAAAAAGUUGACGUUAUCAAGCAGGACCAAAUUUACAACAUGAUUAUUACUGAGAGUAGGAGCUUUGCAUUUCCUUCCCAGGAGUUUGUCAGUUCUUCACAGCGUAACUUGUAUUACUGUUAAAAUAGUCGUCCAUGGUACUAAAAAAGUCUGAAUCGCUUUAACCUGUCACACAAAAUGAGGGAGUGAUGAAAGCUGACUGCCCAGUUAAGUUUAACUGACCUUAAAAGAUUAAGUGCCUUAAUGCUUCAGUGUUUACUGAUUCUUUUAUGGAUAAACAUAAAAUAAAGAAAUAAAGUGUCAAAAUUAUUUUUCUAUGAAAAUGUUGGAUACAAAUAUGAAUGUGAAGUAAUAAUUUGAAAUAAAAUUUAUAUUCCGUAAAUGACAAA
Messenger RNA from Colossoma macropomum (tambaqui), 3395 nucleotides. It is a transcript of the gene oafa, whose product is annotated as OAF homolog a (Drosophila). Bases 570 to 1376 code for a protein of 268 amino acids. Lineage: Eukaryota; Metazoa; Chordata; Actinopteri; Characiformes; Serrasalmidae. The transcript is spliced from 4 exons. The record is from RefSeq and is a predicted model, not a curated record.